Molecule: messenger RNA, 1874 nt
Organism: Neltuma alba
Lineage: Eukaryota; Viridiplantae; Streptophyta; Magnoliopsida; Fabales; Fabaceae
Product: zinc finger protein ZPR1
Exons: 16
Coding region: 155-1648 (497 amino acids)
Cellular component (GO): nucleus
Molecular function (GO): zinc ion binding
Source: RefSeq, a predicted model, not a curated record
AACUCUCUUGAAGCUACUUUCCAUUUUAGUAUUGGUGCGUUAUUCCAUUAAAGCCUUCAAACACAAGCACUGUGUACGCAAACGUUCGGAAGUGUGUUACCUCUAAGAAACAAAAGGAAGCUCUGAAGGGAUUCCAAGUCUGCAAUUUGAAGUCAUGGAAGGCAAUGAUGGAAAUAAAGAGCAGAUUGUUGAUGUUCGGUCGGUGGUUGAAGCUGUUUCUGUAGAAGAUGGAGACGUCCCUGUGUACCAGGUUGAAAGCCUGUGCAUGCGCUGCGGUGAAAAUGGGACGACAAGAUUUUUACUGACUUUAAUUCCGCACUUCAGAAAGAUUUUGCUGUCAGCUUUUGAAUGUCCUCAUUGUGGUGAGAGGAACAAUGAAGUACAGUUUGCAGGAGAAAUCCAACCACGUGGUUGCUGCUACAGUUUGGAGAUCCCACCAGGCAAUCCGAAGAUGCUAGAUCGACAAGUGGUAAAAUCAGAAUCUGCUACUAUUAAGAUACCAGAGUUGGAUUUUGAGAUACCUCCUGAGGCUCAACGUGGAACUCUUUCAACGGUGGAAGGUAUACUAGUACGAGCUGCUGAUGAACUUCAGGCCCUUCAAGAUGAGCGCAAAAAAGUUGACCCACAGACGGCUGAAGCAAUUGACCAGUUCUUGAUGAAAUUGAGAGCUUGCACGGCUGGAGAGCUUUCAUUCACAUUUAUUCUUGAUGACCCUGCUGGAAACAGCUUCAUUGAAAAUCCGUGUGCUCCAUCAUCUGAUCCAUCAUUGAGUAUCAAAUUCUAUGAGCGUACUCCUGAGCAGCAAGCAUCAUUAGGAUAUCUUGUUGACUCAUCACAAAUUGGAGCGGGUCAUGCAGCAGUGGAAGAAGCUGGGGUUGCUGAUCAAGGGAGGAGAGAACCACAUGGGUCAAUAGGGGCAGCUGCUGGUCAUCGAGCCAUUGCACAGAGUAAUAGUGCUGAAAUUGCAGAAGCCUUAUUUAGAUAUACUGCCCCAGAAGAGGUGAUGACUUUCCCAUCAACUUGUGGUGCUUGUGCUACUAGGUGCGAGACUCGAAUGUUCGUCACUAAAAUUCCAUAUUUCCAGGAAGUUAUUGUUAUGGCAUCCACCUGUGAUGCUUGUGGUUACCGCAACUCCGAGUUGAAACCUGGUGGACGGAUUCCUGAAAAAGGAAAGAAGAUUACUCUUACCGUGAAAAAUGUUAAAGAUUUAAGCCGUGAUGUGAUAAAGUCUGAUACUGCUAGUGUAAAAGUUCCUGAACUCGACUUGGAGCUAGCAAGUGGCACUCUAGGAGGAAUUGUUACGACUGUUGAAGGUCUAAUCACAAAAAUUAGUGAAAGCCUUGAGAGGGUGCAUGGAUUUACUUUUGGAGACAGUCUUGACGAAAAUAGAAGGAGCAAAUGGCUAGACUUCAGAGCAAGGCUAAAAAAGCUUCUUAGCUUGGAAGAACCGUGGACCUUAAUUCUUGAUGAUGCAUUAUCCAAUUCGUUCAUAGCGCCAGCCACUGAUGAUCUAAAAGACGACAACCAAUUGACAUUUGAGGAAUACGAGAGGUCGUGGGAGCAAAAUGAAGCAUUGGGUCUGAAUGAUAUUGACACCUCUUCUGCUGAUGGAGCUUAUGAAGCAGGAAAUGAUGCCAAAACUGAGUGACCACAUUUUGUUUUACACUGCUUUCUGGGGGGAAUGGAAGAAUGUUUGUGAUGGUGAGAGAGAAAAGGAAAAAUGUGCGUUUGUGUUGGAUAACAAUCUGUAUUUUUAUUUAUUUAUUUAUCCUUAAUACCUCUUGUUGUAAUGGCUUUUUGUUGUUAAUUUGCAUGCAACUUCUAUAAUCCCUAUGGUAUGGUUUUGGCAUGAAGACGCAGUCUUUUCCUUGUGA